Messenger RNA from Diabrotica balteata, 609 nucleotides. The record is from the annotation of a GenBank genome assembly. Lineage: Eukaryota; Metazoa; Arthropoda; Insecta; Coleoptera; Chrysomelidae.
AUGGAAAGUGUUACUGAAGCGUCAUGGAAUACAUCGAUCAGCGCAGUAGCCCAAAAAGUACCUAGUUAUUUAAAUUUAAACGAUGCAAGCGCAUACACGGGUCUCUCUUUACGACGAACUUCAGCAACACUUUUAAUUGAUGGAGGCGGAAAUCUAGAAAGCCUCAAACGCCAUGGGCCUGGAAAUCAAGCACGGUCUGAACUGCUAAGACAAAAGCAAGUGCCACCAACUAGGGCGUAUGUUACACUUCUAUCUUUAUAUGACACAUUUAAUAAAGAAUCCAAACGCCAAGGGCUCAGUAAAUAUCAUGGUUACCCACAGAAGAUACUCAAGGAACUGGCUGAUCUAUCUACCAGUACUUCUGCCUACCAACUGCAAUACACUUUAAAGAAAGUCGUGGAACACCGUGACACUUCCAGGUCUGAUAUUAUUAAGAAAGUAAAUCAACUGGUUGCACACACAAAUAUAGUUGAAAUUAUCAGCAAAAGUCACAGGAUUGUAUAUCUUAUCUUCAAACUAAAUGCAAGAUAUAACCUUAAGGUAAUCCAGACAUAUGCUCCAACAACUACCCACUCGGAUGAAGAAAUUGAAGAAUUUGUGAGGACCUAG